Messenger RNA from Sebastes umbrosus (honeycomb rockfish), 3585 nucleotides. RefSeq names its product synapse differentiation-inducing gene protein 1. Gene Ontology annotation, cellular component: synaptic vesicle membrane; excitatory synapse; postsynaptic density membrane. Gene Ontology annotation, biological process: synaptic vesicle clustering; positive regulation of synapse assembly. The coding region runs from base 407 to 1291 and encodes 294 amino acids. The record is from RefSeq and is a predicted model, not a curated record. NCBI's taxonomy places the organism in Eukaryota, Metazoa, Chordata, Actinopteri, Perciformes, Sebastidae. The transcript has 4 exons.
CUCUCUCUCCCUCUCUCUCUCCCUCCCUCCCUCUCUCUCUCUCUCCCUCUCUCUCUCUCUCCCUCUCUCUCUCCCUCCCUCUCUCCUCCUCCUCUCUGCAGAAGAACCAUCCUGCAGGAGUACCGUCUCUCCGGUCAGACGGACACCUGCCUGCCCGCCUGCCUCUCCUCUUUCUCGGAGCACCGGACCAUCUCCGUCGCACCGGGUACUGUAGUCGGCUCAGAGCGCUCGGAGGGCGGCUGCAGGCCGGAGGAGGGGUCGGUGUGAAGCCUGGAUGUACUGACUGGAUGGAUGGAUGGAUGGAUGGAUGGAUGCGGGGUCUCGUGUCUCACCUUGGGAGGAGAGUUCAGCCCGUGAUGCCUGACCUCUGACCUCUGACCCCUUUGAGAGACGCCUCUGAGGAAGGAUGGAGGGAAGAGAGGAGGAAGGUCGGGGAGAGGAGGCUGAGACCUCCUCCAGACCGAGAGGAGGUGGAGGAGGAGGAGGAGACGCCUGCAAACAAAAUGGCCUCAUCAACACCCACCGGCUGGGGGCGGAGCCUCGGGAGGCGCUGCUGCUGGUGUACUCCGCUCCUCAGUAUCAGGGUCACGUGGUGGUGAACCCUCCGCAGGAGAGGAGCAGUGGAGGAGGAGGAGGUGGAGGAGGAGGUGGAGGCGGGGGUCCUCCUCAGCUCCUGAACCCCAGCGCUCUCCUCCCCCGCCAGGCGGUGUCGGACCCCCACCUCAGGCCCGCCCCUGGCCUCCUCCUGUGCCCAGAGAGCGUCCUGCGGGCGUGGGGGGAGGCCGGGGGAGGCAACUGCUGCGAGACGACCUUCAUCGAGGGGCUCGGCGCCGACGCCUGCUCUUCCUCCUCCUCAGCCGCCGCUGCCUCCUCCUCCACGAAGGAGGCGCUGCUGUUUGCUGACGGGAGGUUUCUGGACUUUUCUGGAGAGGAAACCAAGAUUCCCACGCUGUCAUACGACAUCGACGAUGACGACGAGUUCCAGGAGCUCGAGAGUGAUUACUCCAGCGAAUCAGAGAGUGAGGAUGCCUUCCUGUUGAUGCCUCCCAGAGAUCACCUGGGCCUCAGUGUCUUCUCCAUGCUCUGCUGCUUCUGGCCGCUCGGCAUCGCCGCCUUCUACCUGUCGCACGAGACCAAUAAGGCGGUGUCUAAAGGAGACUUCCAUCUGGCGAGCUCCAGCUCGAGGCGGGCUCUCUUCCUGGCAGUGCUGUCAAUCACCAUCGGGACAGGUAUCUAUGUGGGCGUGGCCGUGGCGCUCAUCGCCUACCUCUCCAAGAACCACCACUGGUAAACCUCGUCGUCAGGGAGGAAAAAUUACCCAUCAGGCACCGGGAAUGUGUUUGGAAUCCUCACCUGGAGUCUCCAGGUGAGUCGGCAGGUCGGCCCGCUGCGAUGAGCUGGAGGACGACUUCCUGUUUGCAGACAACGGCGGCGUCCGUUCAACCAAAACACGGCGAGACGUUUGUUUUUCUGCGUGGUGACGUCACUCGUGUCAGGUGACUCCUGAGACCUUUAAACCAAUCAGAUGGUUUGUUUUUCUCUCUGUUGGGAUCCACUUCGUUUAAUGAACAUUUCCAGUGUGAUUUUUUUAAUUUAAACUUUAAUACGACACUGAACUCUUACCAGAUGAAUAGUCUCCUCUAUAUCAGUGAAACAUUGACUUUAUGUAGUGAAACAGAGACAGGUGAGUUUUAUUCUCGAUGUUUCUAAUUUGGAUGAUGAAGAAAGUUUCUGUCGCCGUUCCAAUAAAAACACAUUUUGGGAUUCAAGAGGCUUCAAAUGGCAAAAAACUGUGGAAACAAUUGAAACUGAAGUUAUUCAAACGCCACAGUAGAAAAUAAAACAACAGACAGAUUUGUGCAGUCUGAACCAAGCUGAAGCUGAUUAGGACCUUUUUCAUCAUCUUACAUUGUUUUCUUAUUAUUUCCUUCCAAACAAUAAAAAUGCACCAAACUUUGCAGAACAGUUAUUAUCUAGAUCGCUGGUUCCCAGCCAGGGGGUCUCGACCUCCUAGUGUGGCUGUAAGGGGUUAAGGGGUGUAACGGCACGUUGUAACUUUUCACAUGGCGCAAUUACAUACAAAGUCACGCGAAUGGCGCGACACGAACACGCAAAAUUUGCGUCAUUUGAGUUGAAAUAUUUCAACUGAAGCGAGGAAUUCGUGUGAUGUUGUGUCGCGAAAGCCAACGGUGUCGCGAAAAUUUGCUUCGCUCUUGGUUUGAACACUAAUGAACUAAAAACAGAAACGGGAUGUGGCCGAUAAACAAAAUCACACUGGAAGUAAAAUUGAACACAACGAGAUACGCAUGCUCAGAAGAACUGGAUCACUGGAUCUGGAUCUCUGGAUCACUGGAUUAGUGGAUCACUGGAUCUGGAUCACUGGAUCACUGGAUCACUGGAUCACUGGAUCUGUAUCUAGAUCACUGGAACAGGAUCACUGGAACGGGAUCACUGGAUCACUGGAUCUGUAACUCUGGAUCUGUAUCUAGAUCACUGGAUCACUGGAUCACUGGAUUACUGGAUCAUUGGAUCUGGAUCUAGAUCACUGGAACAGGAUCACUGGAACGGGAUCACUGGAUCACUGGAUCUGUAACUCUGGAUCUGUAUCUAGAUCACUGGAUUACUGGAUCACUGGAUCACUGGAUCACUGGAUCACUGGAUCUGGAUCCCUGGACUGACUGGUCCCUGUUUGUGUAUCAGAACACAAAGACUGGAUCGAUCGUUGUAAUCAAGACUCUUGAACUCGGUUUCUUUCUCUGUGUGGAUUUAUUUGGUUCUGCUCCAGUUUCUGUGGUUCUGUUCAGGUUUUUAUCAUAAACACACAGCUACUCAAAUAAUGUAUAUCACAGUCGUGCGUCAUAUAUAUAUAUAUAUAUACUGUAUAUAUAUAUAUGUAUAUAUAUAUAUGCAUAUAUAUAUAUAUGCAUAUAUAUAUACUGGGCUAAAGGGCUGAAACCACCAUCAGUCAUGUUGUUGUAUAGAUUCACCUGCUGGGCUGUGAUGUCACCCACACCUGUACACUUAUUAACACCUGUGGCUAAAUGUUUUCCUUUAAUCAAACUCACACUUCUGAUAUUUUGGUAAAUCCUGGAGCCCGCCAGAAGUCACAUGGUUGGGAAAUGUAUUUUUUUAUAUAUAUAUAUAUAAAUAUAUAUAUAUAAUUUUAUUUCUACCAUGUGACCUCUGGUGCUUCAGCUGCGUUCCAUUUGAUGGAAAUUUCAACUGCCUUGAAGUCCGAUUUCCAAUCCAAUUUUCCAAAGUCCAAUCAACUUCGUAUGUGCAAAAUACAGUGUAAUGCAUUGUCAUCAAUUAGUAUUGCUAACCGUGGCUAAACUGGCUGGAGCUAACCACAUUAUGGUUUCUGACUUGUACUGGAAUGACGCUCUGAUCUGGUGCAACUUCAUUGAGACGCUCUGAUUUCUGAGGUAAAUGGAACACAGCAUUCGUCUCCGUGUGUCCAGUACAUGGAUGUAUUAAAAGAACUGGAUACAGCAUUGGAAGCGGGGCCCCGUUCAUUCCUAUGAAAGUUACUCAAUGGCGCAUGAAGCCUAAAUGGCUCCACUUCCGUCUGGAAAAGUACCCGGA